AUGGCUUCAUUAUCAUCAACGUCGAAGAGUGCCAGAAAGCAAAUGUUCAAAAAGGAAUAUUCUAAGAAGUGGUCAUGCAUUUCAUCCUCCAGACGGGACGAGUACAGCGCGAGGUGUACACUUUGUUCAUCUGACUUUUCCAUUAGCCACGGAGGUGCGAAUGACAUUCAAAUCCACGUGAAAUCGAAGAAACACCAGUCUGCCGUUAGAUCGUCAAAAAGUACUGGUAACAUCGCCGAGUUCUUGCAGCCGAAAGACUUUUCAGUCAUCAGAGCAGAGACUCUAAUGACACAAUUUUUAAUAGAGCAUAAUCUGCCUUUUGCUGCUGCUGAUCACUUGACUGACCUUGUGAAAGUGAUGUUUCCAGACAGUUCUAUAGCACCCGACAAUCUCCUUCAAAACUGCAAAAAGGCAGCUGCAGUCUACAACAGGCAGAUCAAACCUGCCCAGGUAGGAUCAAACCCUGCCCGGGUAAGAUCAAACCUGCCCACUAUCAAACCUGCCCAGGUAAGAUCAAACCUGCCCACUAUCAAACCCUGCCCAGGUAGGAUCAAACCCUGCCCGGGUAGGAUCAAACCCUGCCCAGGUAAGAUCAAACCUGCCCACUAUCAAACCUGCCCAGGUAAGAUCAAACCUGCCCACUAUCAAACCUGCCCAGGUAGGAUCAAACCCUGCCCGGGUAGGAUCAAACCCUGCCCAGGUAAGAUCAAACCUGCCCACUAUCAAACCUGCCCAGGUAAGAUCAAACCUGCCCACUAUCAAACCUGUCCGGGUAGGAUCAAACCCUGCCCAGGUAGGAUCAAACCCUGCCCAGGUAGGAUCAAACCCUGCCCGGGUAGGAUCAAACCCUGCCCAGGUAAGAUCAAACCUGCCCACUAUCAAACCUGCCCGGGUAGGAUCAAACCCUGCCCAGGUAGGAUCAAACCCUGCCCAGGUAGGAUCAAACCCUGCCCGGGUAGGAUCAAACCCUGCCCAGGUAAGAUCAAACCUGCCAACUAUCAAACCUGCCCAGGUAAGAUCAAACCUGCCCACUAUCAAACCCUGCCCAGGUAGGAUCAAACCCUGCCCGGGUAGGAUCAAACCCUGCCCAGGUAAGAUCAAACCUGCCCACUAUCAAACCUGCCCAGGUAAGAUCAAACCUGCCCACUAUCAAACCUGCCCAGGUAGGAUCAAACCCUGCCCGGGUAGGAUCAAACCCUGCCCAGGUAAGAUCAAACCUGCCCACUAUCAAACCUGCCCAGGUAGGAUCAAACCCUGCCCAGGUAGGAUCAAACCCUGCC
Messenger RNA from Asterias rubens (European starfish), 1280 nucleotides. Its product is annotated as basic proline-rich protein-like. The record is from RefSeq and is a predicted model, not a curated record. Lineage: Eukaryota; Metazoa; Echinodermata; Asteroidea; Forcipulatida; Asteriidae. The transcript is spliced from 3 exons. The coding region runs from base 1 to 1053 and encodes 350 amino acids.